Molecule: messenger RNA, 1278 nt
Organism: Setaria italica (foxtail millet)
Lineage: Eukaryota; Viridiplantae; Streptophyta; Magnoliopsida; Poales; Poaceae
Exons: 1
Coding region: 1-1275 (424 amino acids)
Source: RefSeq, a predicted model, not a curated record
AUGGGGUGCGCAACCUCCACCGAGGCGCGGCGCGACAUGGUCUGGGUCGGCGCCGACCCCCGCGCGCGCCGGAGCUUCUCGCUGCCCUCCGUCGACCGGCAGCGGCUGCGGUCGAAGGCUGUGUCGAUGCUGGGCACCCUCGGCCUCGCCGGCAGCGCCCGCUUCUCCGGCUCAUACAAGUACGCGACCCUCUCGGUUGAGGAGAUGAUGAAGGGCGACAACGACGACCGCGCCAAGGACGAGGCGCUCCCCGGCGAGGGCGCGGCGGCGAAGCGGGCCGUGAAGCCCCGCACGCCGACGCUGACGCCGCCCAACGAGCCCGAGGUGAUCAACGCGUGGGAGCUCAUGGCCGGGCUCGAGGACGACGACGCGCCGACGCCGCGCGCCGUGCACCAGAGCUUGUCGUUCGACGAGUCGCUGCACGGGUGCGUCGUGGAGGUGCCGACGACGCAGCCGCAGUGGAUGCAGGCUGACAUGGACAUGCCGCCCGUCGCCUUGGAGUUUGAUCCGGAGAUACUGUCCGGAUUCCGGGAGGCUUUAGAGGACACGCCGCCGUCGCAGCCGACUGUUACCUCAUCGUCCGAGGAGGGAACAGAGACACCAAGGCAGAAGGAGAGGAAGAGCAGGAAGGAUCCGGAUGCCAGCUGCGACACGCCAAUGUCGCCGGCCACCGGCGACAUGCCAGAGCUCUCCGGCAUCGUUCGUGCCCGCAUCAACGCGUUCCAAGAGAGGAUCGAGCGAAGGCGGAGCAAGGGCCGCGACGCCAAGGUGUCGCCGCUGUGGCCGCCGGGAGGCGAGCGGAAGGCGGUGGUGUACUUCACGAGCCUCCGCGGCGUGCGCAAGACGUUCGUGGACUGCUGCUCCGUGCGCAGCAUCCUGCGCAGCUACGGCGUGCGCGUCGACGAGCGCGACGUCUCCAUGCACGCCGUCUUCAAGGCCGAGCUCGCGGAGCUCCUUGGCGCGGGCUUCACCGGCGGCGCCGCGCUGCCGCGGGUGUUCGUCGACGGGCAGUACAUCGGCGGCGCCGAGGAUGUGCACUACCUGCACGAGGCGGGCGAGCUCGGGCGCGCCCUGGACGGGUGCGACGCCGCACCCACGCGCAAGCUCGGUUACAUGGAGGCGUGCGCGGCCUGCGGCGACGUCCGGUUCGUACCGUGCGAGACGUGCUGCGGCAGCUGCAAGAUCUUCGUCGAGGACGACGACGCCGGCGAGUUCCGGCGGUGCCCCGAUUGCAACGAGAACGGCCUCGUCAGAUGCCCCGUCUGUUGCUGCUGAUGC